Aphanomyces invadans is the source of this 360-nucleotide messenger RNA. RefSeq lists its product as hypothetical. The transcript has a single exon. The record is from RefSeq and is a predicted model, not a curated record. The coding region runs from base 1 to 360 and encodes 119 amino acids. Lineage: Eukaryota; Oomycota; Saprolegniomycetes; Saprolegniales; Verrucalvaceae.
AUGCUGGUGCUGGCCAGUGUAAUGCUGGCGGUGGCCCGUGUGUUGCUGGUGGUGGUUCGUGUGUUGCUGGCGGUGGCCCGUGUGUUGCUGGUGGUGGUUCGUGUGCUGCUGGUGGUGGUCCGUGUGUUGUUGGUGGUGGCCCGUGUGUUGCUGGCGGUGGCCCGUGUGUUGCUGAUGGUGGUUCGUGUGCUCGUGGUGGUGGUCCGUGUGUUGCUGGUGGUGGCCCGUGUGUUGCUGGUGGUGGUUCGUGUGCUGCUGGUGGUGGUUCGUGUGUUGCUUGUGGUGGCCCGUGUGUUGCUGGUGGUGGUGCUGGCCCUGGCCCUAGCCCGUGUGAUGCUGUGGAGCUCGCACGUGCCGUGA